AUGCUGCUCUGUGCCCUCGCCGUCCUCCUCUGCGGCGCAGCAGCGCCGCCUGCAAUGGAUGCCACUAAAAUGGCAUUAAAGUGGCACUAA
Eimeria necatrix is the source of this 90-nucleotide messenger RNA. RefSeq lists its product as hypothetical. The transcript has 2 exons. The record is from RefSeq and is a predicted model, not a curated record. Bases 1 to 90 code for a protein of 29 amino acids. NCBI's taxonomy places the organism in Eukaryota, Apicomplexa, Conoidasida, Eucoccidiorida, Eimeriidae.